Parnassius apollo (apollo) is the source of this 303-nucleotide messenger RNA. Lineage: Eukaryota; Metazoa; Arthropoda; Insecta; Lepidoptera; Papilionidae. The record is from the annotation of a GenBank genome assembly.
AUGAGGCGUGAAAUAGGAGAGCUAAAAUCAUCCUGUGAAUUUAAUAGUGAAAAUAUAAUUAACUGUGAGUUCAGAAAAACUGAUCUUGAGUCCAAGAUACCUAAUAUGAAGCAAAUUAGCAAUAUGAACAAAACGACACAUUUUGGUAAGGACAAAUCUAUUAUUGUCAACUUCAUCAACCGCUACAUAAAGGAAGAAUUUGUCGCUGCGGCGCGAAGUAAGAAGUUUAUGACAGCGAAGGACAUUGGGUUUGUGGGUAACGAACAACGGCUGUAUGUUAAUGAUCACUUAACACCGUUCUAA